Messenger RNA from Chlamydomonas reinhardtii, 5362 nucleotides. RefSeq lists its product as uncharacterized. The transcript has 10 exons. Lineage: Eukaryota; Viridiplantae; Chlorophyta; Chlorophyceae; Chlamydomonadales; Chlamydomonadaceae. Bases 464 to 4588 code for a protein of 1374 amino acids. The record is from RefSeq and is a predicted model, not a curated record.
CUUCUGCGAUUCUCAGAAAGACCUCUCAAAUCUGAAGCGUUCUCACAGAUUUUUGGCCACAGGAAUCUGUAAUUUCUUCCGCCGGAGGCUAUUUUGGGUAAAUUUCUGUCGAAAAGAAGGAAGAUACGAGCACUGACUGCCCGCCCCCUAACUCCCAGGCAGGCUAGGACAGGGGGGUUCCCGGGCAGGCUGAUGGGGCCUGAUGGGGCAUAGUCACAUCAUUAUUGCCAAUAAGCCGUUGCUCUGCCAUUCUGUCGUCCUCGGCCCCAAUCAUUGAAGUGUGGAGGAUGGAAGCUGUUCAUCAAGGAGCCGGGCGUUGCUGAUCGGGUUAAUCAAUCGUUGGCCCGCAGAGUCCCAGCCAGACUGCGUGGCAAACACAAUUGCGAUCCGUGCUCAAGGUAACUGCUUAAAAUGGCCCCUGCUUCAGCAAAGUUUAGUGUCAUGCCCAUGUAAUAGACACACGAUGCCGCUUAGGUUAGGGGAUUUUGACGGGGAAGCCCAGGAGCGCCAAACAGAUGACGGAAUCGCAGCGUUCUGUCGACACCUUGGCGAGCUUUGUGACUUGCUGAACGCCCCGUACGAUGAUGUAAAUGCGCUUGCACACCUGGCAAGGGCUGGGGAGCUGCAGGGUACCAACGUAAAUCUGCUGCUCCACAAUGCCUUCUAUCAUUGGCUGGGCGAGCGCGUGCAGCUGUCCGUCGCGGAGUCCAGGGACGUCGCCCCGGAAACGAUUGCGGCUCAUGCUCGGGAAGCAGCUUUAGCUCAAAUCCAGUCUGGAGAGUAUGUCUCACAGUUCGUCACCGCCGUGGCUGCCCAUGCAACGCAGAAUGUCGAUGGCGUACAGGGCCCAGUAGCCCCUACAAAGCAGUCGCUGUUCGACCUGCCGGGGCACUUCGAGCUGCUGGGGCCGGACGAGGUGGACGGCCUGCUCAAGGACCUGGCCUCCAGCGACUGCCCCGUGGGCGCGCUUGAGAAGCUGGUGGCUGACCCGCACCUGCUGGAGGACCUGUGCUUCGGACCCACCUGGCCGCAGCUGUGCGACUCGCUUGGCCGCCUGGUGUGCCUGCUGCCGCCGUCCGGGGGGACUCAGGCAGCGGUGACAGGGGCAGGACACCACCAGCACGGGCAUACGCGCGCGGCGGCUGCGGUAGGUGGUGGGGCGGGCCGGGCUGCGGCGAGUGUGCCGGAGAUGCCCAAGCAGCAGCAGCUGCUGCUGCAGGCGCUUAACGAGGUUGUGUCGGCGGUGGCCGCCAGCUCUCCGCCCCACGCGGCUGAGCUGCUGGACGGACUGGCGCCCUACCUCACAGCCCUGGCACUGAGGCUGUCGCUGCCCCUGCCGGGGGCGGGGACGGGGCAUGCGACACCUGUGGCCCCUGACCAGCUGCAAACGCGAGUGCAAGCUGGGAUGGCAGGGCCUGGGGCAGGGGCUGGCGAUGGCGGACCUGGAGGGGUCGCGGUGGUGGGCACGGGUGCGGUCGGGCUGCUGGUGGCGGUGACGGCGCGGGACGCGUUUGCGGUGGAGAUCGUGCGACUGGCGCAGCAGCUGGUGGUGGGCCUGAGCCAGGAGUUCCACACGCUGCCGCACAGCUGCGCCGCGCUGGCUGCCAGAGCUGUGUGCGACGUGGUGCGCGCGGGACUGGCGCGAGGCGCACCCGCGCCGCCGCCACCCGCCGGGGCCGUGACUGCGGCCUCUGGGGGAGGCGGGCCCGGUGGUGGUGGGCUGGCGGAUUUGGAUCUAGAGCUGUCGGCUCUGGAUCUGCUUGUACUGCUGGAUCCAGAGCUGCGCUGGUGGCAGCGGCUGUGCAGCAGCACACAUGCCACGCAGCGCAUGGCCGACGCGGCUGCGGCGACGCAGCUGGCGGCGGCGCUGGAGGCGGCCCUGGCGGCGUGGGCUUACGCCACCGCUGCCGCUGCCGCGGCGGCGGGGCACCACAGCGAUGGCGGCUUGGCGGUGGCGGUGGCGGCGGCCGGCGUGCGGUCGCCGAGCCACUUGGUGGCGUGUGCGGCCCUGCUGGGGGGACUGGUCCGCGCCAACAACCCCGCACUGCUUGCCUGCGAGCAGCCCGCCGGCAGCAGGCGUGUGGUGGGCGCACUGCCGGCAGUGGUGGCCGCGCCGGCUCCCGCGCCUGCGCCUCAUGUGGCCAACGGCCACAGUGGCGUUGGCACCGGUGGGCUGAGCAGCGCAGGCGUUGAGGGCCUCCCCGUUGCCAUGGCCGCGGCUCUACCUCAGGGCGCGGGGGCUGCGGCGGCGGGCGCGACGGGUCCGGCCUCAGGCGCUCAGGCAGCUGCGGCGCUGCCGGAGUACAGCGAGGUGCCGCAGUACACGCCGGCGCAGGUGGCGGAGCAGCGCCAGCGCCUGACGCGGCUGCUGGGUGCGCUGUGCGGCGUCGCCUGCGCACUGGCGGACCGGCCCGGGCUGCUGCGGCCGGGCGGAGCUGGCCAUGAUAGCGGCACUGGCGGCGCGAGGGGCAGCGUGUUCGUGACCCUGGCGGCGGACGUGCUGGCGGCGGCGGCGGAGCUGGGGGUGCUGACGUGGCACCAGCCGAUGGCGCCGGGGGCUCACGGAGGGACAAGUGCCGCAGUCGCAGGGGCUGCUGGUGGCAACGGCGGCGCCGGUGGUGGUGCGCUGGCGGCUCUGCUGCAGGCCAUGAUGCGCGCCGCCUCAGUCACAGCGGCGGCGGCGGCGGCCGCUGGGGCGGCUGGGAACGGCGGCGCUGGCACGGGCGGCCGCACCCGUGCGGCGGCGGCAGCGGAGGCGGACGCUUGGCUGGAGGCGGCGACGUGUGUGCUGGAGGCGGUGGCGGAGCAUGCAGAGUUGGGCGCUGCCUCCUCGCCAACUGCCUUGCCACCGCCUGCGCUUUCGGUAUCAGAUGCGCUGAGCGGACUGCUGCGGCACAUUGCUGGUCGCGUGCGUGGCUGCGCCGGUGGGGGUGGAGGCGGUGGGGCCGCCGGCACGAACAGCGCCGCCGCGUCCGCAGCCGCUGCUACGGCAGCGCCGGCUUGGUCCCGUGCGGUGGUGCGGCUGGCGGUGGCUGCGGCGCCGCAGUCUCCGCUGGUGGCCGCGGCCCUGACUGACCUGGCAGAGCCGCUUUGCGCGCUGCUCACGGCCCGCAGCGCCAGGCGCACCGCGUCCGCCGCCAAGGCGGCCGCUGCAGCUACAGCGGCACAGGCCGCAGGCAAGGCAGCUGCUGUCGCGGCGGCGCCCGCGGCCGCGGCCCCCGCGCUGGCUGCGUCAGGCUCGUCUGGAGAUGCAGCUGCGGGUCUGGCGGCCUCGCUGUCCCUGCUAGACAUCCUGAGUGGCGGCAGCAGCAGCAAGUCCGUCACGGCUGCGUGCCCUGGCACCGCCGCUACUGCAGCGGGCCGGGGCGAGGUAGGUACGGCACCGCCUCCGCCGCCUCCGCCGCCGCUGCAGGCAGUGGAGCUGGACGCGAUGGAGGAGCUGGCGGCGGCGCUGGUGCUGUCUUACUGCAGGGGGGGAGCGGCAGCAAUAGCCGAACCGGUGGCGGCAGUGCAGCCAUCCGGCGUACUCAGCAAUGCUGGCGACGGCGGUGGCAGCAGUGGCACCAUUGCGGGUUUGACUGCCGGUGCUGGUGCUGGUGCUUGUGCUGCUCCAUGUGCGCCUCAGCCAGUGGCGGCACUGCCGCAGCAGCUGCAACGGCCCGCACUGCUCACCUGCGCCGCCCGCAGCCUGUGCCGGCGCUACGACACCGCGGGGCUGGUGUACGCAGUGCCGCCGUCUGGCUCAGUGGAGGAGGAGCUGCGCGAGGGCGGGGCGGGCAGUGAGGCGGAGGAGCCGGAGGUGCCGGCGGCGGAGGCGCACCCGGGUGGCGGUCUGCUGAGCAUUCGCGGGGGCUCGGGUGUGGCCUGCGCGGCAACGGCCGCCCAGCGGCGGGCGGUGGCGGCGGCGGGCGGCCUGGCGCGCAGCUGCCCGGCGGGCCAGCAGGCGCUGCUGGCGGAAGGCUUCGCUCGGCGGCUGCUUCGUGACGUGGCGGCCACACUGCACGAGGGCGAGUACACCUCCCCGCUGUGCGAACCGCUCGCCUACGCCGACCCCCUGGCCGGACUGGCCGCGGCGCUGGCAGAGCUGAUGGCCUGGCCAGGACUGCUGGCGGUGCUACAGCCGGUGCAGGCGCAGCCGGACGCUGUAGCAGCAGCGGCCGGAGCGGGGGCACCGGCGGCUGCAGGGGCAGGGGUUGGAGCAGGGAGCGGGGCGCGGCAGCGGCUGGCGCAGGAGACUGCCGACCGGGCGCGAGCUGAGGUGCUGGUGCUGCUGCAGGAGCUGGUCACGUGGCUGGAUCCCUGCUGCGACGACAGCCGCGGUGUGGCGCCGCAGGACGCCGCCGCGGUGUCUCUAGCGGCCUUCAGGUCCCUGGUGGAGCACGACCCGGGUGCAGCAGCCGCGCUGGAUGCAGACACCAACAUCAGGUGGUACCUGUGCAACCUCACGGGGGACGACGCGCCGCCCGCCGCCCCGCCCGCCGAGUGCGUUGCCCCCCAGUCCGAUAUGCUGCUGGACCUGGCGAGGCGGCUGCUGGCGGCGCUGCCACCUCUGGCAGCCGCGGCGGCGCCGGGCGCAGCGCCCGCAUGAAUCAGGGCAGGCAAUUGCAAGGCAGGCAGCGGGUUGUCAACGACUGCGAACUAAAGACCCGCUAGGUACGCAGUGGCAAGCGUAAGUUGUCGUUGGUUCAGGCGGACAUGGAAGUCGUUGUUUGUCCCGCAGUGCUGUACUAGAAGUAUACGGUAAGAUGGUAGGUGUUAGCGUGCGGCGCGGGUAUGCUGGGUGGUUCUGAUGUGCGGGCGACAGGAUGCCUGCCCAGAUUGCGCAUGUCCUGUGGUGUUCAGAUGGCCAGGCAGUAGCAGACGCCUGCGCCGGCAGGUUCUUGGCUCGUAGCGUGCGACUGGUUGGCUGGAAUGCUUGCGUGAUGUUUGCCUGUGUUUGCUGGUGUAGUGACGGGUUGUUGGGUUGUCGGUGGGUAACGCGCGAUUGCAUUGAUUACAAGAGGGACCUGCUGACGCAGUUCACGAGCCAAUGACGAGGCGAGGUCCUUUCAGGGUACCCAGGCUGAAGCAUGGCGGUGCACGAGGGGUCAGUGCGUAGUUGUUGGACCGGGGCCUCUUGAGAAUUGAGCUGCAUGGCAUUCGGGGGAUUGUUGUUGAUUGUGCACCACCGAGAGAGACCGCGCGCGCAGGAUUCCGAGUCAGAGACAGGCGUUGGCGCUGACCAGGACGAUGACAAGAAAAGGUGGCUCUCCCUCGCAAGGGAAAAGUGGGCUGUGCCGCCACGCCACGUCCUCCGUCUGAGGCCGAAGGUUCCGAUACUAGCCUCAUCUCCCGGACAUAGCCGGGGUCGGUUUGUACAGGC